AUGGCAUCAAACCCAGUCAACCAUGUCGAGCAUGCGAACGAGGCAAGCCCCGCAAAUGCUGCAGACAAACAAGUCAACGUCCACAAGCGGUGCCUCUUGUGGGAUUGGACAAACACCCAGAAUUGCCCUUGGGCAAUGGAUAAGGUCAAUUUCCAUGGGCCCAUUCAUUCCUGCAGUAAUUGGAACACAUGGGUACCUCCCGAGCUCAAAGGCCGGUUGCCCUUCAGGCCCAUGGUGCGCACCACGGGUCAACUCGGUGGCCAAGACUGGGAGAACAUUGAAAAGACAACCGAACAUAUCAUCCAUUUCUUCAACGAGCCUGAACGUGCCGGUGUCAGCCCCGAGCAGGCAGCAGAUGCUUGGGUGAAGCAGAUGCUGCCCUUGCGCCAGCAAAAGGGCAAAAAGCUCGUGAGUCCGUCCUGCGCAGAUGACGGAGCUGGCCGGGCAUGGAUCGAGGACUUUAUGAAUCGCGUGCAGGCGCACCCGCCAGAUUAUCUUGGUCUCCAUUAUUAUGGCACCAACGGCGACGAUGCGAUCAAGUACAUUGAAGAAAUGCACCACAAGCAUCCCCACCAACCGAUCAUCGUAUCCGAAAUCGCGAGCAUCUCGAGAAAUAAGAAUGAAGUGUACCACUUCACUGCCCAGCUGGCAAACUGGAUGGACAAGACGCCGUGGGUGUUUGAGUAUGGCUUUUUCGGAUGCAUGGAGCAUGUCGCGGAUAACUUUGUCAGCCCGCAAGCUCAGCUGAUGAACCCGAAUGGGUCAUUCACCGAAUUGAUGCUCAAGUUGAUGAAUGAUGAGCCGAUAAAGCCAUAG
Messenger RNA from Xylona heveae TC161, 816 nucleotides. Its product is annotated as glycoside hydrolase family 128 protein. Gene Ontology annotation, cellular component: fungal-type cell wall. The record is from RefSeq and is a predicted model, not a curated record. Gene Ontology annotation, biological process: fungal-type cell wall polysaccharide metabolic process. The coding region runs from base 1 to 816 and encodes 271 amino acids. The transcript has a single exon. Lineage: Eukaryota; Fungi; Ascomycota; Xylonomycetes; Xylonales; Xylonaceae.